AUGUUCGUGAAAACUCAUUAUAAACGUGAUAUUAUCUUCACAGAUAGGUCUUUUAGCGGCAGUAGCAGCAAAGAGAGUGUCGCUAAUGCGUCCUCUUCCAACGAAGAUGGUGGCGACACCAUGAACCGAGAGAACGUGACAAACAAGAUCGCUGCAGGCAUGGACCGGUGGCAGAACACGAUAGAAGAUAUGAUUCAUUUACGCUCUUCCAAUAACCAUGCCUUCAAAGACAACUAUUGGGCACAAAAUGGGUUUGACGAAUUACGACGCUACGUAAAGCAAGGGAGCGACUUCAGUAAAGAACUAGCUGCCAUUUUACAGGAAAGGGUGGAAGCGGAGAAUUACUACUCGAAAUGUUUAACAAAACUCGGUACGAAAUUGAGCAAAGCAUGCAAAGAGAGUGUAGGCUCUUGCGCAGAGGCGUGGAAGCAUGUCGCAAUAGAAAUGGAGAAACGUGCCGAAAUACACAGGAAUUACUCUAGCGCACUCGCAGAGGAAUUAGUUAAGCCGAUGAAGAAUGUUAUCGACAACCAACUGAAGCUAAGAAAGAAGAUCGAAGGCAACGUGGACAAAACAACACGUACCCUAACCGAUUGGAGGUCAGCGGAAGUAAAAUCGAAGAGACAGUCCCACGCCGCCGCAAGGGAAAAUGAGAAACUCCAAGAUUCUUCCCUUGAAAUUAGCAGAAUGUCGCGCAGUUCAAGUAUGGGCCACAUCCCGCACUCGAUCCUGAGCGCCGCGCGCGCAGAACGAUUAGCUCACUCGUCGACCGAACGAGACGCAGCCAAACUACAAGUCAAGAAACGAAAGACUGAAGAUGCUGUUAAGAAGACUGAAGCCGAGUAUUACAAUGUUUGCGUUCAAGCGGAACGGGCUCGACUGGAAUGGGAGACGAGCGUCGUAAAAGGAGCCGGGAUGCUGGAAUCUCUUGAAGAAGAGAGACUUGCGCAGCUCAAGAGCUCAGCCGAUUGUUAUCUCAGACUAACAGCAGCCGUUCCGCCACAAUUAGCUGAGGCAACGAACACACUGGUGGGACCGAUAAAGAAUGCCAACGCGAAUCUGGAUAUGAAAGUUGUGCGCGGCGUCCGUUCAGCACCAGCUGGCGCCAGUGAGCAGUUGCUACCGGACUUCUAUUGUGAGCACACAACGCUGGCGAUGAAUCGAGAGCGUCGUAAACAAGCCUUACUAAAAAUACUGCAGCUCGUGAAACAAGAUAUAGAGAGGGAAAGAAAAUCCAUGCAAGGUCUCGAAAAACUAUCUGCGGCUAUGAAACAGACACCGACUUUCGGAAACGACGAUUCACAACAAAACGUAGCUGAUAAAUUGUACCAUAUGAGAGCCAUGCUAACAUAUCUAGAAGCGAUAAGAUACAAAAUAACAACAACUUUAAGCGAAAUAGAUAACAGACAGCCCGUGCAACAUCCUUUGGCAGCUCACAUACAAGUUAUUAGGGACAAGCAGGGAUUACAACAAAGCAUACUUAAAGUACCACCAUGGCUCCAAUCGGAUUACCAAAACGAAGUGAACAAGAACCUGCAACCGAAUUACACAGCGCUCACAAAGAGUGUUAACGGCGGCGAAGAAAGGGAACGUCGUGACUCCAUAAUGAGCCGGGCUUCCAGUAAACUGCGUAUUGAACAUUUGUCAUUCAGAAGAAACACGGAGCAUAAAAGUGCACCAGCUACGCCAAUAUGUUCAGAGCUGCCGGCCCCACCUGUGAAGCCGCCAACGCCAGAAGCACCCCCGCCACCCGAUAGUCCGUUAGAUUGGAGCGAACGCGGCGCUGGCGACGGCCUUUCGAAUCAGCAUGAUAGCGAUUUUGAUGAAUUUUCGUCCCAAAGCGGUAGUUCAACAGAUUUGAAUUGCUUAGACAAAAACGACGGCAGCGAUGAGCCUCCUCACAAAUACAUCGGAAAGUGCAGAGCGCUUUAUACCUAUGAAGCAAGAUUGAAUGAUGAACUAACUUUAGCACCAGGUGAUAUUAUUAACAUAUAUGAGAAACAAGACAAUGUGUGGUGGAGCGGUGAUCUAAACGGGUCAUUUGGUAUAUUUCCGUCCUCCUAUGUUGAAGAAAUAACGUCUUGCAUAUAA
This is a messenger RNA of Leptosia nina, 2091 nucleotides long. The record is from the annotation of a GenBank genome assembly. Lineage: Eukaryota; Metazoa; Arthropoda; Insecta; Lepidoptera; Pieridae.